Molecule: messenger RNA, 309 nt
Organism: Saccharomyces kudriavzevii IFO 1802
Lineage: Eukaryota; Fungi; Ascomycota; Saccharomycetes; Saccharomycetales; Saccharomycetaceae
Gene: SPT4
Product: transcription elongation factor SPT4
Exons: 1
Coding region: 1-309 (102 amino acids)
Biological process (GO): positive regulation of DNA-templated transcription, elongation; chromatin organization; regulation of transcription elongation by RNA polymerase II
Cellular component (GO): DSIF complex; nucleus
Molecular function (GO): zinc ion binding; RNA polymerase II complex binding
Source: RefSeq, a predicted model, not a curated record
AUGUCCAGUGAAAGAGCUUGCAUGCUAUGUGGUAUAGUGCAGACCACAAAUGAGUUUAAUAGAGAUGGAUGCCCAAAUUGUCAGGGUAUAUUUGAAGAGGCAGGCGUUUCCACUAUGGAAUGUACCUCGCCGUCAUUCGAAGGCCUGGUUGGAAUGUGCAAGCCCACAAAAUCGUGGGUAGCAAAAUGGUUGAGUGUGGACCAUAAUAUCGCGGGUAUGUACGCCAUCAAAGUCGACGGUAGGCUGCCAUCCGAGGUUGUCGAGCUGCUGCCUCAUUACAAACCGAGAGAUGGUAGUCAAGUUGAAUAG